AAAAAAACGGUGACAGGCUCCGGGAGGGAGGCGUCACACAGACCGCUCCGACACCCGGAUCAGUCCCGACCUGCUGCCCGGACCGACGCUCCCCUCCCGGCCACCGCUCUGCUGCAGCACCGGGACUCACCGGGACUCACCGGGACCAUCCAGAUCUGUGUUCAUAUUUUAGGGAGGGGGUGCACGCGCUGCAGCACCACUUUUUUUUUUCAUUCCACGCCGCUUCUCUUCUUCAGCGGGAGGAAACACGGAGACUCUCCGGGCGCGGGGCGCGGGGAGGAGCAGCGCGCGGAGCCAGAUCGAGGAGCCCAUGCGGACUGGACUGACUCCUCAAUGAAGCAGGAGAUCAUGGCGGAGGGUCCCCGCUGCAAGAGGCGAAAACAGGCCAACCCCCGCAGGAAGAACGUGUUGAACUAUGAGAAUGUGGUGGAGACGGGGUCAGAGACAGACGAGGACGACAGGACUCUGGUCUCUGAGGAGAACGGCCUCACAAACGGAGGAGGAGGAGGUGCAGGAGGGGAGGAUGAAGAGCCAGGCAGCCCGGCCGGCGUGCCUUCUCUGGAGGCGUCGCCCCGGGUCGCCCACGCUCUGCUGUCCUACAGGGACCAGGAGGCCUCAGAGGGACAACAGAACCACCAUCACCGCUGGAGACUCGGGGACGACACCAACGGACACCUGAACGGCACCGACGACAGGAAGGACGAGUAUGAAGCUGUCGGUCCAGAAGGGUCUUUGCAUGCUGUGGGAAACGCAACAGUGAAGCGACUGGAAGGUGUCUACGAGCUGGACGAGUACUUAAAAAGUAAACUAGAGGAGGGCGAUGGUCACCCAGCAACCAUUGCCGAGUACCUGCAGCGUAGCGACACCGCCAUAAUAUACCCAGAAGCCCCGGAGGAGGUGACGCGACUGGGCACGCCUGAGGCCAUCGGUCAGGACGAGAGCGAGCAUGACCUGCUUUCCGGCACACCUGAUGACUUCGCCCAGCUGCUCACCUGUCCUUACUGCGACCGCGGCUACAAGCGUCUGACGUCUCUGAAGGAACACAUCAAAUACCGCCACGAGAAGAACGAGGAGAGCUUCACCUGUCCGCUGUGCGCCGACACCUUCGGCCACCGCACGCAGCUGGAGCGUCACAUGACCACGCACAAACCCGCUAGAGACCAGCCGCCGCCACUGCUCAACGAAGGAGCUGGAAACCGCAAGUUCAAAUGCAGCGAGUGUGGAAAAGCCUUCAAAUACAAACAUCACCUGAAGGAGCAUCUUCGUAUUCACAGCGGCGAGAAGCCGUACGAGUGCUCCAACUGCAAGAAGCGGUUCUCUCACUCCGGCUCCUACAGCUCCCACAUCAGCAGCAAGAAAUGCAUCGGUCUGAUCGCCGUCAACGGGCGAGUACGCAACGGAAACACCGGCAAGCCCGGCUCCUCCCCCAACUCCACGACCUCAUCGCCUGGAAGCCCCGCCCUUGCACAGCUCCGCCACAAACUGGAAAACGGGCGCCCACUCGGCCCUCCAGACCAGCAGGGUCAGCUGGACAUCAAAGCUGAGCCCAUGGACUUCAACGAGUACCGGCUGCUGAUGGCCUCUCAGCAUGGGUUUGGGGGACCGGUCUACCUUAACGGCCGAGGGGGAAGCCCCCUGGGCAUCCACAGCUCCUCUCAGAGCCCCCUCCAACAUCUUGGAGGCUUGGGGCUGGACCUCCCCCUGCUAGGCUAUUCAGGUUCUCUCGGGAACAACCUGAGCGAGGUGCAGAAGGUGCUUCAGAUCGUGGACAAUACGGUGUGCAGGCAGAAGAUGGACGGGAACCCAGAGGAGAUCUCAAAGCUCAGGGCUUACAUGAAGGAAUUGGGGGCCCAGAUGGAGGAGCAGAGGCUGGCCCAGACUGGCUUCCAGGUGGUGGGCCACGGCAGCCCCACAAAGAGCAUCAUCGACUACACGCUGGAGAAGGUCAACGAGGCCAAGAGUCUGAUCGACGACUCCAAGAGGCAAGUGGAUGUCAAGAAGGAGAAGCCAAACCACUCCAUUGAUCUCAGCAGUGAGGAGAAAUGCCACGAUGGUCAGAACCAGUUCCUGCCGUUCUCCUGCCAGUACUGCAAGGAGACCUUCCCCGGGCCCAUCCCACUGCACCAACACGAACGCUACCUGUGCAAAAUGAACGAGGAGAUCAAAGCAGUCCUGCAGCCGGCCGAGUGCAGUCCUGCCGGACGCAGGGGGGCUGUACCCUCUGAGCUGUCCAGCACCGAGCGGGCCACCAGCCCCAUCAACCCAUUCAAGGACCACGUGUCAGUGCUCAAGGCCUACUUUGCCAUGAACACUGAGCCCAACUCAGAGGAACUGCUCAAGAUCUCAAUCGCUGUAGGCCUUCCUCAAGAGUUCGUCAAGGAGUGGUUUGCCCAGUGGAAGAGCCAAAACCACCACGGAGGCAGUCUGAGCAAAAAAUCGCCCCCUCCUGACCGCGGUGCACCGGAUGUUAACCACAGCUUUAGCCGGUCACCGAUGUCACUUCCUCCCUCAGAUUUACACGGAGGCUUCACUAACGGUGAUGCCGCCCACAGACUCACAAAGGCCAACAAGUUUACAGCCAACAGGCAGACAACAGGGGACAAACCACUAGACCCCUUGGACCACUUGAGGAGUGACACGCCAUCACCCCUCAACCUUUCCUCUACUUCCUCCAAAAACUCUCAGAGUAGCUCUUACACUCCAAACAGCCUAGCUUCUGAGGACACCCACGGGGAUAUACCACUGGAUCUGUCGCUGCCCAAACACAUGGCGCAGAGGCUCCUGUCUGUGGGGGAGAAGCGACCCAGACCCAACGGUUUCAUCAUUGAGCGCAAUGGCGAGGCGGUAGGACGAGACCAGGUGUCUGGGCCCCUAGACCUGGUCAACAUCAAGAAGGAGGUCCUGGGCUCUGAUGGUGGAGGGAACUCCGUCCACCAGCUGGAGAAAAGCACCAGUCCCAUUUUUGGGAUUAACCCCUUUGCUGGCAGCCCCGUCUACACCUCUCUGCCGCCUCACGGAGCGUUUCCUCCACCCACCUUCAUGUCUCCUGCCCAGGCUACCAUCCCAGGCCUCAGGCCCUACCCAGGCCUCGACCCCAUGAGCUUCCUGCCCCACAUGGCCUACACCUACGCCACCGGGGCGGCCACGUUUGCUGAAAUGCAGCAGAGGAGGAAGUACCAACGGAAACCAGGUUUCCAGGGGGAGCUGCUGGAUGGGACGGCGGACUAUCUGUCAGGCCUGGACGACCUGACAGACAGCGAUUCGCUGCUGUCCAGGAAGAAGAUUAAGAAGACUGAAAGUGGUAUGUACGCGUGUGACUUGUGCGACAAAACAUUCCAGAAGACCAGUUCCCUCCUAAGACACAAAUAUGAGCACACAGGGAAGCGUCCUCACCAGUGUCAGAUCUGUAAGAAGGCCUUCAAACACAAACACCAUCUCAUCGAGCACUCGCGCCUGCACUCCGGAGAGAAACCAUACCAGUGCGACAAGUGCGGCAAACGCUUCUCUCACUCGGGCUCGUACUCGCAGCACAUGAACCACCGCUACUCCUACUGCAAGCGGGAGGCCGAGGAGCGCGAGGCGGCCGAGAGGGAGGCCAGGGACAAGGGUGGAGGAGGAGGGGGAGGAGGGGGAGGAGGCCUGGAGCCCACCGAGCUGCUGAUGAGGAGGGCCUACCUGCAGGGGCUGGGGCCGCUCGGGUACUCGGACCCCGAAGACCAGCAGGACGAUGGUGGCGGCAGCGGCACAAUCCUGAGGGACGGCAGCGAGGGAGGACGAGAGGAGAGGGAAGUGGACAACAAGACGUACGAGGAGGUGACAGACAGACAGGACGCAAGUUUCAGGGAAGGAGAGGAGGAAGAGGAGGAGGAAGAGGAGGAGGAAGGCGACAGCAGGAGCCAGAUGGACUCGACGAGGGAUGACGAGGGCAAAGACACAACGCAGCUGAUGGACGAGAGUUCACGAGAAGGGAAGACAGACGGCAAGUCGGACCAGGAGGACUGAUCCAGAAAAAAAAAAAAAAAAAAAAAGCUUUGGAACAUUUGUCACGUUGGCUUCGAUUCCUCCUGUUUCACAAACUACAUGCUUUUAUUUUGAAGGGACUGUACACAGACGAUUCAGGGCGCUCCAGAGGAAGUUUUAUUUUGUUGAGCCCAGAUUAAUAUUUGAUUUUAACUCUGUGAGAUUUAUUAUAACAAAUCAAUAGUGACAUAAAUAAAUCAAGAGUUUAACAGUCCUGUUGUUCAGGACGGACGUCAACUGGGACCGAACGUCUCAGAGACAACUUUGACUUCAUUUUAACAGGAAACAGAAACACAGUGAGAUUUUAGAUCAUCAGGUUCUAUCUGUUCUGUCCAAGUAUGUUCUUUAAUAAGUGAUCAGAUCUUAGUGCAGGUUCAUUUUAACUGUUAGGGUCUUAAAAUUAAACAGGUCAGUUCUUUGUGUUGUGUUCACACCGAGUGUAAAAAUAAAACAGUUCGCACGAGUGAAUUACCUGUAAAGUCAAUGUGAAGACGAUUAGAAGCAGCAUGAUUGAUGCAAUGGAAGCAACACAGUUAACGUGAAGUACGCGAAUUAAGCAGUAUGAAUGAUGUGAGUAGCGCAAUUUUGCAUCAUAUGCUUAUUUGCAGGAGUUGAAAAAACUGCACUUAAGCGACCAAUUUGCACCACGGUAGCCAAUAAGCAUUAAGAUCCUCCAAGGACGUACGAAGUUCAGGACGUACCGGCGGAAGUUCAUUUAUCGAUUCAGCGGUUCCACAUGCAUUUGAUGCAAGUUAUUCACACAUAUGAAGCCGAUUAACACAAAGUAUUCUAGCAAAUAGCUAGCAAAGUCACAAAAAAAUCGCACUGCAUUUGGUGUGAACACAUUAGUCACUCUGCUGCUCUGCGAAGUCAAAACAUUAUGAAAUGUUAAAUGUUAAAAUCCGAUUUAAAACGUUAGCUACCAGGCUACACACCCUGCCUGCUAAUAUUAAUGUUGUUAUAAGUAACUGAAGUCACUGUGAAGACUAUAGAGAUAAUAAAUCAUGUCCACUUAUUGAAUCUGUAAGAAUUUAGCAUAUAUUUAGAUAUAUUCAGGUUGCUAGCUGUUAGCCUUUAAACAGUUCUGAUGCUAACACAAUGCUAACUGGGUCUGUUUACACAGUGAUGAAGACAUUCAGAGCUCAGGCGGCUACUUGUUCAUCGUUCUCCCUCCUCACUCACUUAUUAUCUUAUAAUGAUAUGAAACUAAAUGUCAGGGGAGUGAACAGAGCAGAGAUUAGCUGCUGUGACUGAUUAGCACUAGGAUGUUCCCAGCUGGCUGAUGAGUUAGCGAUUAGCUCUGCAGCUACAGUAGCUCACAAACCAGCCCUGUGAGUCAUCACUACAUCUGUUCAUCUAGCUAUAUAUAUUACUGAUAGCUGUUCAGAUAGAACCUGAUAAUUUAAGUGUUAGGAAAUGUUUCAUAUUAAGUUCAGCUCCAGUUUAGGCUUUAGUCACAUUAUAAAUCGGCUCAAAACAUUAAUAACAUUAAUAAUUAAAAAGUGAAACAUGUGCUGCAGCUCCUCUCUGCACCCAGAAUAAUUUGCGUACAGUCCCUGACACGAUGACCGCCAACAUCUCCGUCAUGAAGCUGGGUGGGAUUGUUUAAAAAUCCACAUUAUGCAAAAAAUAAAAGAUAAAAUAAAAGAAGUAAUAAUGAUUAUCAUUAUAACGAAGUGAAGCUGUGUUUAAUGUACAGUAUUAUAAAGGCCUAAAAGCUGUGUGGUGCUACAAUGUUCUUAACUUCCUGUGUCUCGUUGUGUUCGAAACCCCACAUCAGGAAAUUGCACUCGACUCCCCGAAUCACUACAAAAUAAAAUUUUAAAAAAGUGAAUAUUAAAAAAAAAAAAGAGGGAAAAAAGUCUCGAACACGCGGUCACUUCCUGUCAGUGUUAUUGUUGUAUUUUUUGUCUCCUUUUACUGUGACGUUUUUUUUUUUAUUAUUUUUAUCCUGUUUUAUUAUUUUUGCCAACUAACCACACGAUUUUGGGCCUCCUGAUUUUUUUUUUUCUUUAAGUGAAGGAACAUUUAAACCUGUGUGAUUUUCAAAAUAAAAUGUGGACGUGAGUCUUAAAGAGGAAGAGGAAGGAGCGUCAUAUGAAAGGGCUCCGUGUUAAAAAGAUAAAAAAGGACAGAGCCUUUUUUUGUGUGUUGAAUUUUUUCUCCAGAGAAAGCCUUAUUAUGCAAACCUGUUCACCUGUGCGUUUCUGCAAAGUGCCAUCCCUGUACAGUGUUCUUCAUCAUCACCUCUGUCCUCUCUGCUUCACUGUUCGUUACAUCCUGCUUUGACUCGUCAGUAUUAGCGUAGAUAGAUGGCAGUUUGUUAGUUUACAUAUGUUUGUGCAAUUCCCUGUAUUUUUUUGUUCCAUGACAGUAUUUCUUGUCAGUAUUACUUUUUGUUUUUGUUGAAUUUUCCAACAUAAAUUUCUUUUUUUUCUUUUUGUUUUUAUUUGAGAAUUUACCAUUUUAUUUAUGUGACUCAUUUUAUAUUUCCUAAUUUUAUUUAUUUCAUACUGUAGUGUACAGUAUUAGAGUUCCUCACAUUAAAUAGAUAUAUUUUAGUAAAAAUGAUUCUGUCAUUGAUUAUUGGAGCAAAAAUGAUGAACAGAGAGCGUCUGUUGUAUUUGGAACAUUUCAAUUUAUUUGUUUCAUGUUUUUUCUUUGAUUUCCUUUGAAACUACUGGAAAUUCUAAAUUUGGGGAACUUUUGAUACGAUGAUUAUUGUGAAAACACUGUAUUUUUGAGAGUUAAAAAAAAUCCACUUUAUUCAUCCCACUGAAGAGGUGACGAAGGACUGAUGAUGAUGAUGAUCGUGGUGUCGAUGAAGGAAUUCCUGAAAUGUCUGAAGUAUUAUUACUGAAUUUUGAGUUUCUCUUGGAAAUGACCAUGCUCGAAUAAAUGUAGCCAAAUUAAAUUUUAAUAAAACUGUGUUAUUCUUCUUGUA
Epinephelus fuscoguttatus (brown-marbled grouper) is the source of this 6964-nucleotide messenger RNA. RefSeq names its product zinc finger E-box binding homeobox 2a (gene zeb2a). Bases 334 to 4002 code for a protein of 1222 amino acids. NCBI's taxonomy places the organism in Eukaryota, Metazoa, Chordata, Actinopteri, Perciformes, Serranidae. The record is from RefSeq and is a predicted model, not a curated record. Gene Ontology annotation, biological process: anatomical structure development; regulation of transcription by RNA polymerase II. Gene Ontology annotation, molecular function: DNA-binding transcription factor activity, RNA polymerase II-specific; RNA polymerase II cis-regulatory region sequence-specific DNA binding. The transcript has 10 exons.